Macrosiphum euphorbiae (potato aphid) is the source of this 627-nucleotide messenger RNA. NCBI's taxonomy places the organism in Eukaryota, Metazoa, Arthropoda, Insecta, Hemiptera, Aphididae. The record is from the annotation of a GenBank genome assembly.
AUGAUUUUUAUGAACCAUUUAGUUGCCUAUGUGGCUUUAAUUUUUAUCAAUAUUGCGUUUUCUCUUGGAUCGGAAGACUGUUCUUUUAUUUCGAACUUUUUUAAAAGCAAAGAAAUAUUUGUCCUAAACGAAGCAGAUACGGUCGAGUUUCUUCCCUCCGAAUACAGUCACAUAGAUUCCGGCUGGGAUGAUGUGUGUGUCAAUACUACGAGUUGUGUUAUAUUCGGUAAUGAGGUUAGUUAUAAAAAUAAAAGAAUAAGAUCACUUUCUGACACCGAACUCGGUAUUACCGAUCAAGAUUUUACAAAGGCAAUUUAUAAAAGUUUUAUCAACAACGAAAUCUUACAUGAUGUAAUAAGUGUGUUUACCAAUCGAUAUGUCAUUAGAACACGCUCGACAAAGGUUUUAGUCUAUUCGAUACACUAUGGCAUUCAGUUCGAUAUCAUAAGUCCAAGCUGUACGAACUAUCUAAUCAAGUAUCAAAUUUCAAAAAUAAAAGGUUUUAUUUGCAAAAUCGGUUUCAUAUCCGGCGUGAGAUCUCAAAUUAAAUGUGACGAUGUAACAUUAUAUUUAAAUCCUAUUGACGAAAAUGGUAACAUUGAUUGUGAGACGAAAUGUCAAAAUUAA